GACAACUCUGUACCUCCUUUUAUACACACACACACGCACAUAUAUGUAUAAUAUAGGGUUUGAAUGUGAUGUUUGGAGUUUGGGAAUGUGAAGGUUUUACUGAUUUCUGUGAUGGGUUUGUGACGUACAAGGGUUUUUCUGCAAUGGAAGCUUUGUAAUUGUUUGUUUGGGGGGGUGUUUUUGACGUUUUGUGGAUACAGAAAAAGAAAAACAGUAUCUUUUUGUUCUUGGGUUUUCAGUUUUAUGCUUUUUGGGGGUACAUUUUGUCUAAAUUUGGUUAGACAUUUUGGUUUCGGAUUUAUACUUUUUGGGUUUUUGAAUCAGACUGUGAAGACUCUUUUGCUCAUUUUGAAGUUCUCUGUUUUGGGUUUGGGUUGGAGAGAUUUGGUGAAGACUUUUUGCCUGGUGCUUUGGUUUGGAAUUGGCUUUGUUUGGUGGUGUUGUACGAGUGGGUUGUACGAGCCAGUUUUUGGGAAGUUGAUUAUAGAAAUGAUACAGGGUUUUUGAAUGGAUUUUGAAUGAGUUGGGGCAGAAACCUGAGGGUUUUGAAGCUGAUGGUAGAUUGAAUGCCCAGCAAUGUCGAGGAUUGCAAAGUGGAAGAUUGAGAAGACAAAAGUAAAAGUGGUCUUUCGGCUACAAUUUCAUGCUACACAUGUUCCACAAGCUGGGUGGGAUAAGCUAUUUAUAUCUUUCGUUCCUGCUGAUUCUGGAAAGGCAACAGCAAAGACGACCAAAACAAAUGUGAGAAACGGGACAUGCAAAUGGGGAGAUCCUAUCUAUGAAACGACAAGACUUCUCCAAGACUCCAAAAGCAAACAAUAUGAUGAAAAGCUAUACAAAUUUGUUGUGGCCAUGGGUUCUUCACGGUCUAGCAUCCUUGGUGAAGCUAGCAUCAACCUUGCUGAUUAUGCUGAUGCACUGAAGCCUUCUGUCAUUUCACUGUCUCUACAUGGAUGUAACUCUGGAACUAUAUUACAUGUCACAGUCCAGCUACUAACUUCUAAAACUGGAUUCAGAGAAUUUGAGCAGCAAAGGGAACUCAGAGAGAGGGGUUUGCAGACAGGCACCGAUCUGAAGAGGCAUGAUGACUUUGGUUCUGGGAAAGCAUCAUCUUCUGAAGAGAUUGCCAAUGAUCAGAUGGACAAGGUCAAUGCAAGAGUUAGAUUCAGGCCAGAAUCUAAAGAGCUUCCGACACUCGAAGAAGAGGCGGGCUUACCAGAAGAUUCUGCAGACUCAGCUGCUGGAUUUGAUGGAUCGUCGCAUACUUCAGAAAGUUUAUAUGCUGAAAAGCACGAUACCUCUAGCACACACGAGAAUGAUAGCCUGAAAAGUACAGUGUCUGGUGAUUUAAAUGGACUUUCCAACUGUCAAAGCCCUCAGAUAGAGAAAGGGGAUACAUCUGAUCACCGAAUUUUGUUGCAGCGAAGCAGUGAUUGGGUUCAAGGAUGGAGUUCAGACUAUUCCAUGGAUAAUGACUUAUCAAUUGCUUAUGAGGAGAAUAGUAGACUUAGAGCUAGUUUGGAAGUGGCUGAGUCUUCUAUUGUUGAGCUUAAGUUGGAGGUAAGCUCUUUACAAAGUCAUGCUGAUGAAAUAGGCAUUGAAACACAAAGGUUUGCUCAACAACUUUCUGCUGAGGUUUCUUCAGGAGAACAACUGGCAAAUGAGGUGUCUGUCAUAAAGUCAGAAUGUUCAAAGUUAAAAGAUGAUCUUGAACGGCUUAAAAAUCUAAAAUCGAACCCUCAGUUUGUGAACAGGGAAACUAGUAACACCAACCAGGAUCAUUUAUUUGAAGGCAUACAGCUCAGAUGGCUGAAGGGGAUUUUGUUAGUGGAGGAUAAGAUAAGAGAGCUUCAAAACAAGUUAUACCUCAGCUUCCAUGACAGAGACUUAAGGUUUCUUCCAGCAGACUUGGAGGCAUUGCUCAUUGUUUUGCAACAACUUAAGCAAGGAAAUGGGGAAGCAAUUUCUCUUCUGAAGUUACCAUCAGAAAGCACAAAUGUAGAGGAGAUCAGAGAAAUGAGUUCAUGUCAAAGUGAACAAUUUGUAACGGGUAAUGGGUUUGAUGUGGACUUGUAUCAGCUACCAGACAUGCUUCAUUGUUUAAGCAUACCUGGGCUAGUGUCUCGAGAACCAGAUUCUAUUGGUGCUACCGAUGCAAUGGAAGGCAAAAUCUUUGAACUUUUAAGGGAGUUGGAUGAAGCAAAAACUGAACGAGAAGGCCUUGUUAGAAAAAUGAACCAGAUGGAGUGCUACUAUGAGGCUCUUAUUCAGGAGCUUGAGGAAAAUCAAAAGCAAAUGCUAGGAGAGUUGCAUAAUCUCAGAAAUGAGCACUCUACCUGCCUGUACACCAUUGCAACCACCAGAACUGAGAUGGAAUCAAUGUGCCAAAAUAUGAAUGAGCAGAUCUUAAAAUUGACCGAAGAGAGACGUGAUUUGGAUUCCAUUAGCAAGGAGCUUGAAAGAAGGGCUAUUACUUCAGAAGCAGCACUAAGGAGGGCUCGCUUGAAUUAUUCCAUUGCAGUGGGUCAAUUACAAAAGGACCUUGAUCUGCUUUCUUUCCAGGUUUCAUCUAUGUUUGAGACUAACGAGAACCUUAUUAAACGAACUUUUUCAGAAACUUCACAAAUAUUCUUCCAAGGAGACACAGAUUCAGUGCCGAUCCCAGAAGAAUCUGAGGCUGCUAAACCCGUGCAGUAUCAUAAUCAAAAUGAAGGGAUAAAUAAACAACUCUUGGGUGGAGAUAUUCUUUUAGAGGACAUGAAAAAAUCUCUCCUCUUGCAGGAAGGGCUUUACCAGAAGGUUGAAGAAGAACUCUCUGAGAUGCAUUUGGUAAACCUGCAGUCGGAUGUUUUCUCAAAGAUUCUACAAGAAACUUUGCUUGAAGCAAGUGCUGACAUUGUCCUUACGAAAGAGACAAUAGAUGAACUCUCGCAGCAGUUAGAGUUUUCAGUUGAGUCCAAGAAGUUGUUGACACUGAAGCUGCAAAAGGCCAUGGAGGAUGUUCAGACCCUGAACGAGUGCAAAGCUAGUUGUAUUGUCAAGUGCAGUGAUAUGGCUCUGAAGAAUCAAAUUUUAGAGGCAAAGUUAGAAAGCCUUUACAAUGAAAAUUGUCUCCUUGCUGAGAAGAUUACAGAAUGGGCAUCACUGAUGAGGGAAUGUGAAAGCAAAUAUGAAGCUUGCUUUGCUGAGAAGACAGAGCUGGCAAAUUUAUUAAAACAGGAUACUCUGGAAAAUGGGAAUCUUCAAAAUAAGAUAUCCUCUUUGAAAGAAGAAUUGAAAACUGUUAAAGUUGAAUAUGGUGAGCUGGCUCAUUCAAAGGAAAAUCUGCAGAGAAUUGUCAACUUUCUGGAAGAUAAGUUGGGGAGUCUGUUGGCAUCUUAUGACAAGCAACUCAAUGGAUUGUUUUCCUCAAUGAAUUCUGUGUGUCAUGAUUUGGGGUUGAGGGACUUCAUGGGUAUCAUCUUGCAAUUGGAAGAGAUCCAGCGUAGUGCAUGUGAAAAGAUUCUUCAACUUUUGGAAGAGAAGAAAAAUCUAGAGGAUGAAAUAGAUAUUGCUAAAGUGUCCUUAAGUACUGCCAAAUCAGAUAUUCUGGUAAUGAAGCAGAAGUUCAAGCAUGACAUACCGAAUAUGGUGACUAAACUAGAAGCGUCUAAUGCCCUUGUGGAAAAGCUUCAGUUGGACCUUGAGGCUCUUUCUAAUAAACUCCACAUAAGCUCUGAAGCUGAAGAAAAAUAUGCACACCAAAGCAAAGAGCUUUUUGCUGAUCUGGCUCUUAUGGAAGCCGAGUUGCAUCAGCUUACUGCUAAGAAUAUGGACCUUGCUAAAGAGAUUUUGGGCUUGGACACUGUAACUGAGGAACUUGGAAGGAGUAAGUUGACCAUUACUGAGUUAACACAUGAAAAGCAAGAUCUGAUGAUGUCUUUACAGGAUAAAACUGAGGAAUCUGUCAAGCUGGCUGCUGAGCUUGAUGGUUUGAGAGAAAGUUUGAGAUUUAUGCAUGAUGAGUUGCACAUUGAAAAAAGCUUUAGAGUUAAACUAGAGGGUACUAUCAUGAAUCUUACUUCCCAAUUGAAUGAGAAGCAUGACCAGUUGCUCCGUUUUUCCCAGCAGGAAACUGAAUUGGUCCAUUUCAGACAACUUGCAUCAGAUCUAGAACUAGAGAAGUCUAGGGUCUGCCAUAUUUUGCUGCAGCGUGAGGAAUUUCUAGAAAAGUUUCAUGAAAAAUCUUCUUGUUUUAUUGAUCAGGAAAUUCAGUUGUCAGAAAUGCAUAAUUAUAUAAUAGCUGCAGAUGUUGAAGUAAUCUUCAUUAAAUCUCAGUAUGAAAACCGAAUUGAGGAGCUUGCCUUGCAACUUCAGUCAUCAGAGAGGCACCUUGGGGAGAUUUCGCAUUGCAUUGAAGAAAAAGCAGACUUGGUGACAACUGUUGAGUCCCUGAGAUCCGAAUUAGAAGCCUCUAUUGCUCAAAAUGGACUUCUUGUAGAUUUAAAUGGUGUUAUAGCUGUUCAAUUGGAGGAAUACAAGAAGAGGGUGGCAACAUCGGAGGUUAAUUUUUCUAAGGAAAAAAAUGGGCAUACUCGGGAGGUAGAACAGCUGAAGCAUGUGUUGGAGCAUUGUGAAGUGGAGAUUGAUAAAUUGAUGUCGUACAAGGAAGAAUUGGAAGUCACUGUCAUAGUUCUCAAAUCCAAAUUGAAUGAGCUGCAUGCUCAUAUAACCUCACAGGAAGAAUGUAAUGAUGAACUGAUGAUGCUGCAGAAACACUGUAAUGAGCUUGCCCAAAGGCUGUCUGAACAGAUUUUGAAGACAGAAGAGUUUAAGAACUUGAGCAUCCAUUUAAAGGAGCUUAAAGACAAGGCUGAUGCUGAAUGUCGCCAGGCUCGUGGAAAAAAAGAACCUGAAGGACCAUCAGUUGCUAUGCAAGAGUCAUUGAGAAUUGCCUUCAUCAAGGAACAGUAUGAAACCAGGAUGCAAGAAUUGAGGCAACAGCUUUCUAUUUCCAAGAAGCAUGGAGAGGAAAUCCUCUGGAAAUUACAAGAUUCCAUUGAUGAAAUUGAGAAUAGGAAGAAAUCUGAAGCUUCUCACUUGAAGAGAAAUGAAGAGCUAUCACUGAAGAUCUUGGAAUUGGAGGCUGAAUUACAGUCCUUAGUUUCUGAGAAAUAUGAAAAGAUCAAUACUUUUGACCAUACAAAGGCUGAAUUGGAAUGUGCACUAUUAAGCCUUGAAUGCUGCAGGGAAGAAAAACAAAGGCUUGAAGCUUCUUUGCAUGAGUGCAGUGAGGAGAAUUCUAGAAUUUCAAAUGAACUUUCCCUGAUGAAAGGACAACUGGUGAGCUCUGUAUCUCCCAUGGAUGGUCAAAAGGAAGAAAGUGAUGGAUCAGAUGAAGUUGGGCAGCAUGUAUUUAGUGACCGAGUUUUAGGAAAGGCUUAUGAAGAAAAUGCAGUUGCAGGUACACCAGGCCUUGAAAGUGUAACUGCAGGCAGUGCUGCGGAUGGUUCAAUUGGAAUCCCCUUUUGCGUGGACCGAGAUAGUUUAAUGCACUAUGAAGAAGUUGAUGCAAGGUCAGUUCCAAUAGUUGAAGGUGAACAUUCAACUGUACCCAGGAAUGCACAACCUGUUCAGCAGGACAUCCUUGCAUCAGAAAGUGUACAUGGAAUUUCAAAGCAUGCAUUUGUAGAGCAAGUGGCCUUUCCACACAAUGACUCAAAGCAUCUAGCAGUUGUCAAUGAUCAUUUUAAAACCCAGUGUCUGAAGUCUAGCAUGGAUAACCUACAUAAAGAGUUGGAGAGAAUGAAAAGUGAGAACUCCCUUCUUCAACAGGAUAAUCAUCAUUUUGACCCACAUUUGGAAAUUUUUCAGAGAGAAUUGAUGCAGUUACACAAAGCAAAUGAAGAGUUGAGAAGCAUUUUCCCUUUGUUUAAUGAAUUUCCGGGCAAUGGGAAUGCAUUAGAAAGGGUACUUGCUUUGGAAGUUGAGCUUGCUGAAACGCUGCGGGCAAAGAAGAGGUCAAGCAUCCUUUUACAGAGUUCUUUUCUAAAACAACAUGGUGAUGAGCAAGCCAUAUUCCAAAGCUUUAGAGACAUCAACGAGCUGAUUGAAGAGAUGUUGGAACUCAAGGGAAGGUAUGCUGCUGUGGAGACUGAACUGAAAGAGAUGCAUGACCGUUACUCUCAACUGAGCCUCCAAUUUGCUGAGGUCGAAGGAGAGAGACAGAAACUCACGAUGACGCUCAAGAAUGCCCGUACUUCCAAGAAUUUCACUCAUUUGAAUGCCUGGUAGGCACAACAAUGGUAUCCCCACAGUUCAACAAGUCUUGCAAAGCUAAUGGCAUCUACCAUGCUAUGUUUAACUUAUAUAUUUGACAUCAGCAUCUCAUGGGCUACUGACCUUUUGCAAAUUCAAAGAUCAGAAGUUAAGAUGCUGUUAUGUUUAUUUGUAAAUAAUGAAUGCGCUCGCUUGAUUUUCGCUCUUACAAUAUAGGGUGUAGAUGUCUGUAAUAUGCGGACCUUAUCCCUUUUUCUAUUUUUGUUUUUUUUUGUUUUUUUGCCUUUUCUCUUUCUGUUGUAAUUUCUCUGUAUAGAAAAUUAUAUUCUUUAUUAUCAUUAUUGAUCUUAUUUAAGUUCAUGCAAGAAAAGCCUUUU
Camellia sinensis is the source of this 6635-nucleotide messenger RNA. The record is from RefSeq and is a predicted model, not a curated record. NCBI's taxonomy places the organism in Eukaryota, Viridiplantae, Streptophyta, Magnoliopsida, Ericales, Theaceae.